Molecule: messenger RNA, 5472 nt
Organism: Symbiodinium sp. CCMP2456
Lineage: Eukaryota; Dinophyceae; Suessiales; Symbiodiniaceae
Source: the annotation of a GenBank genome assembly
AUGAAGCUCAAUCAUGAGGCUCCACGGGACUUCGCUCCACAGACCCUCCGAGCGCUUGCGAAGGCGGCGACGCAGUUCGAGGAGCGGGCCAGAGAGGGAAACACAAUCGCCGACAGCGUCCGGGCUGCAGUGGUGUACGACACUCGCGAGGCCAAGAGUGAUGGUGACGGCUUUUCAAUGCGCAUGUUGGCAUCACUAUGUUGCCAGAGGCUUCGAGUCGUGGUCGCCCUCGAGACGGUCUCAGUGUUAAUGCAAGCCGUCGUGGUGUUUGUCCUGGGCGUUGUCUUGGAAGAGCUUGAGCUUGGGGGCACACUGCCAUGGCUGGGUGAAGAUUAUGCCGUCGUGGCAGUCCCCUUCGCACUGUUCCUCAUCGGUCGUUGUGUAGAGCAGCUUGCGCGGCACAGGCGCCGGAGACUCUCCGAGCAGGUGGCCUUGGCUCUCCGCUCUCGGCUCUUUUAUCGGGCCGUGGUGUGCGGAGGGCCCCUGCCGGCGGCAAGCCGCCGAGUGGUCGCUGCGCUCACCAAGCGCUGCAGGCUUCGACUUGUGGCACCCGUCUUGGGCAGUGCCUUGUCCGCGGCCCUCCUCGUGGGUGCGACAAGCGUUGCUGCUACAGCUGGCGUAAGCUUAGUUGUGAUGGCCACAGCAGUGGAGGUCAUCUUGAAGCGCCGUGUGCCGAAGUGGGUUCAGGCGGUGGGAAAGCUUCGGUGUCGGAGAGAGGAGCUGUCUUGCGCUUUCCUUUCUGACCUGAAGUGUGCUUCUGCCACUGUGAAGUGCUUUGGCUGGGAGGCUGCGGUCUUUCAGCGCCUGGGCCGACUCCGCGUGGAGGAGCAGCGAUUGCAGGACCGGGCCUCCCGAUCCAAUGCCACACUGCUCGCAGUGCGCUCGGCAGCCACAAUCUGGGCGUGCCUUGCUUCCUUGGCCUUGCACUGGCUGGUCGUCCGACCACCGACGCUGUGGGAGUGUUUCCAAGCCUUGGCAGCUUGCAGGCUGCUGGCACAGCAGCUGCAGCAGGUCCUGCGCAUCCUUCUGACUGCCUGGCCGACGGCUGCAGCUGCUCUUGGCGGCUCUGUCAAACCUCCACGCCCGGUGCCAAAGCAGGGCACGCCGGCCUUGUACAAGACAUCACGGUUUGCUGUGGCUGUUGAGGGCAUGCGUUUCUUCUGGCCGAAUCUGGAAGGACCCAAAGAGGCUUCGUCUCUUCCAUCACCUCCCAAGCCUGCCGGGCUCACGGCCAGCGUGAAGGCCCAGAAGGCUGGGAACGGCCUGAGCCUCGUGGAUUCGGUAACGGACGAUGCCUCGGUGGCUGAGAGAGCGAAGCGAAGUACGCAUGGAUCGGCUGGCUUUGAUGUGAAGGUGCUGUCGCUGCAAGUCAAGCGAGGUUCUCACAUCGCAUUAGUGGGAGCUGCAGGCUCUGGCAAGUCAACUCUUUUGGCGGGCUUGGUAGGAGGCUGCCAAGCCGAGCUUUGGGGAGAAGACUUGGAAGAGACGGGCAUUCUCCUGUCUGGCAGGUGCGCCUACGCUCCGCAACAGCCGGCGGUCUUGAGUGGAAGCAGCAUCCGCGACAAUGUCGUUUUCGGUUCUACUUGGGAUGCUCACAGGUAUGAGCAAGUCCUGGUGAUGUCCACCUUGUCAGAGGACCUCCCCGCUUUGGAAGUCGGCGACAGCAGCUUUCCGGAAGCAUUGAGUGCUGCUGCACGAAGCGCUCUUCAGCUGGCGCGUGCGCUCUAUGUCGAGGCCGAGAUCUUGUUGCUGGAUGAACCGUUUGUUUCCAUGGAGCUCGAAAGAGCGAAGCGGGCUCUCUCCAACUUGGUUCGGAAGGCCAAAGACAGGACGGUGGUCCUGGCAACGCAGGCUCUCUCUGUCCUCGGUCCGAUGGACAGCAUCGUUGUCCUUCGAAAUGGAACCGUUUUCGAGCAGGGCGACUACAAGACGCUGGCAUCAAUGCCCACAGAGUUUAGCAGGCUACUGCUUAUCGCAAAGGAGAAGGAGAAGCGCUCCCGCGAGUCUCGGAACGGCUUCCCUGGUCCUUGCUUGUGCUACGAGGUGGCUCCGGAUCCGCUUCGCGAGCUGUACCCCUUCGAUGAGGAGUUUGGCACCUUUCCGACCUUUGGAUUCGGGUCUGUCUUGGAAGCAGGGCCACGAAAAUGGGUGAGCCAGCAGCCGCUGGCAGAGCCGGUAGUUGCUCACCUCACUCCUGCCAUCCCUGCGCCGACCGCUGCCAGUCCCAGCGAAGCCGCUGGUGCCCAGCUGCCGCCCUCCGCCUCUGCAGUGCCCGCUGUCGGAGCUUCUGAGGCCGGCGGCUUCUUGACACGUGCGGCCGAAUCGCCCGCAGAAGUGCCGGAACUACCCGAAGAGGAAGGCAUUCCUCGGCCUAACACCAGUGCGGCAGCGAGAGAAGUUCCAGGGCCCAUUGUUCCACCCCGACCCGAGGACCCGGACUUCUCGCAUGGGGCAUCUUCACCCAGUGCAGACGGGCUCCGGCGCCGGAGUGCUGCAGCUUUGGAUAGCGAGGCACCGCUGACUUCCCCUGUGCUGCGACCGGAUGCAAACCAUUCGGCCCCACUGCCACAACGCCUGGGAAAGCCCGAAGAUGAGGGUAAAGACAUCAAAGCAAAGCGCAGACGCCCCGAAAGGGAGGACAAGGAGCCAAAGCACUCAGGGAGUCAGCGUGCCGCACAUGCUCGCGAGGGAGUGGAGGAGAAGCAGGGUUUCCUGAGCUCUAGUUCCUCAAGCUUCGGACACUAUCACCAGGAGGCCGCGCCCUCGCUGCCCAAAGGCCGAGGCAACGGCGUCCUGUUGCUGCUGGGGCAUAGUGGUCAAGCUUCUGCCAUGAUGGCGGCUGUCCUUGCGAUCGGCAUGCUGGCAAACCUGUCUGUGCCCAUCCUCCUGAGCUACGUGGUUGCUGAGGUGCCAGCAGCAGUGCCAAGCAACACGAGUGCAGGUACGACGCGCUCGCCCGCCGACGUGACGACAACGUCAGUGACAACAGCGGUCUCUGUCAGGACGUCCCCUCGCCCGGUUAUCCCUCCGUUUCAGCCUGGCACCACAGACGACUCAGAGGUGGUGUGGCGCGGGUUUUCGACCACCUCAUCGACUGAGGCAAAUUCUCCGUCCCCAACAUCCACGACGUCCACGACAGAGCUCUCGAUGAGCUCGCGAGCACCGUCACAGGAGUGGAGCCUGUGGAGCACCGGCCAUUUCUGUGCAGAGCCCGACCUUGCGCAAGAGACACGGCCCGAGGGCAGCUACGAGUUGGAUGCGACCGUGGGAUGGCACUGGUCGGCGAAGCUCUCCCUUGCAGAUUGCAAGCUAGCCUGCGAGGACUUGGCAGACUGGGCCUGCCGGUUCAUCUCCUGGGGCGGGCCAGCAUCCACGGAACGCUGGUGCUACGUCCACCGCCACUGCAGCUCCAUGAUGCGGGUUCCCAUGUAUCAGAUAAUGGAAGUGAAUUUCACAGCCAGUCCAGUGCGCUUGCGGAGGCAGUUGCUGAAGGUACAGAUUGUUGACGGUGGGACGACGGCGUGGAUAUCCCAGAAUUCUGCAUUGGUUCUGCUUGCUACGCUUUCCAUCCUGCUACCACUGAUGGGCCUGUGGCAGGCACGAACCGCAUGCCUUGUAGCGAUCCAGGCCAGCCACAAGGGCUCACAGCUGCAGCUGCGAGCUUUGCUGGCAGAAGCUGGCCAGGCUCCAGGACAAGGCGUCAUCAUCGCCGGAAGCCUCAGAGAGGACCUCCACCAGCCCGGCACGUCAAAACGCCAAUCCGAGCACAGCCUCCUGCAAGAUGUCGCUGAUGCUGAUCACUUCCUGCCCUUGGCUCUCCCACGCUGCAUUUUGGCUUUGUGCCAAGUGCUGGCUGCAUUGCUCUGCACAGCUGCCGCGUGCAGUCGUCAGGCCGUCCCGGCAGUGAUGCUGACUAUCCUCGUGGCGUCCGCGAUGUACUUUCACCACCGACGUUUGUCUUUGGUGCAGCAGCUUCGCCGUUUCGCCAAUCGCAGUGAAGCUGCUGCGGCCUUGCAGUUGCUCCACCUCACCGAGUGUCACGAGGCUUUGUGCCUUCAUGGCCAUGGCGACGCCCUGUGGAAGAACUACGAGGCUUGUUGUAAAGAUGCUGCACUGGCCGGGCUUGCAUCCGAUGCUGCGGAGAGGUGGCUGUACAGCUGCCUCCACGCUUUGGUCGCGCUGCUGCUUGGACUCUUGUCCUUCUCAGCCAUGACUCAGGCACAGAGCCUCCCUUCCGACUUCGGCUUUGCUGUUGCUGUGGCCUCUGUAGUCCAAGUGGCCUUGGUGCCGGAUGCCCUGAUCGAGUUUGUGAAACAUGGAGCUCAGCUGACGCACGGCUUGGCCGCUCUUCGUCGGAUGGCGCAGACUUGCAAGGAAGCUUCGCCCGAAGAGCUCGAAAGCCCGAUUGCGACUCUGGAGAUCGAGAGCCGAGGUGUCAAGCCCGCAGCGGUGGUGUCCCGAAGCGGCAAGGUGGCUUUGGGAGACGUUCUCAUCGAAAACGAGAACCUUGCCGAGAUUGCGGAGCCGCAGGUGCCAUCCCAGUCCCAGUCCAUCUCUCAUGCUGGUUUUCCCAUGGAAAAGGUUCCGGGUGAUUGGCCUUACUUCGGUGCCAUUGAGUUCGAGAAGGUUACAUUGAGGUACGGCCCAGGCUUGUCGCCGGCGCUUUCAAGCUGCUCCUUGCUGCUGCCACCUGGGAAGGCACUCCUGGUGACCGGUGCGAAAGGCUCUGGUAAGUCCUCCCUUCUCAAAGCCGUCCUGCGCUGCUGCUACAUCGAGUCGGGCCGAGUGGUGCUGGAUGCAGUGGAUGUCCGCUGCGUAAGCUUGGCCACACUUCGAGGAAGAGUGGCCGUCGUCCCACAGGAGCUAUGCAUCUUCCAUGGGAGUUGGAGGCAAAAUUUGGAUCCCAUGGGCGAAUUCGAGGAGGAUGAGCUAAAGCGAGUCCUGCGUCUAACGCGCUUGGAGAAUUUCCUCCUCCGCACCGCGUCCGAUCUCGAUGCUGCUGUCGCGCCCGAGGCGUUGGAGCCCGGGCCUGCCGUGCUGCUGUGCCUCUGCCGCGCACUGCUGCGCCUCCUGCAGGGGCGAUCGAAGCUCUUGAUGAUGGACGCGGCCACCUGCCGCUUCAGCCCAGCCUCCGAUGCAGACUUGACUGCCAUCAUUCUGCGCUACUGCCGUCGCCGCGGAGCAGCCACGCUGCAGGUCAGCCAACGCGCUCAGCAAGCGCCACUCUACGACGAGGUCGCUGUGAUGGCCUCAGGCCGAGUGGUGGAGCAGGGCCCAGCCAAGAAGCUUUGGGUCAAGGACGGGGCCCUUCGGCGUGUGGCCAAAGAUCAAGGUCUGGAUUCGUCAAAGAUGACGAAGCCAGAUGCCAUAGCCGCGCGGCUCAUGCCUGUUUGGGGCUGGGAAGUCAGUCCCCAGGAAGAUCCAGCAUUCAGCGACGAAUUUAACGUGUCCAUGAAGAAGGCCAAGGGCUGA